CGGGAGUCUAAUCUAAGGUCUGCCGUUCCUAGGCUUGAUGGGCUUUGCCCAAAUUCGGAUAUUUCAGUUAUCAAUUGCUCUUUUUUGAGGGGAUGGUGGAGUCUGGGUUCCCCCUUGCUAUAGAAACCUCUUGGACGAGGAGAUUGCCUAGCCGGUUGGUCUUCUUUCCCUUUUGCAUGGAAAUCAGCCUAAUCUAGCCAUCAAGAAUUCUUUGGUUUGGAGGUGGAAUAAGUCUGGAUUAUUUUCGAUGACAUUUUGUACUCUCUGAUCUUUGAUUCUAUGGUCUAGGCCCCUCAUCAUCACACAGCUGUUGUAUGGUCAUAUGGAGCUCCCCCAAAGGUAGCAGCUGCUUUCGCUUGUCUGGCUAGAAGAAACAGGAUGUUGAUUGUGGACAACUUAUGCAAAAGAGGCAUGGUGCUCCCCAAUAUUUGCCUUCUAUGCUUCAAGGAUGCAUAAUUGGUAAAUCGUUUAUUCAUCCACUGUGACCUGGUUGGGGAGGCUUGGAGCAACAUUCUUCGUUAGUUCGGAGUUUAGUGGGUGAUGCCCGGUUCCUUGGCCAUUUUAUUCCAAGCCUGGCACUUGGCUGGCCUGGACAAGAAGGUCUCUUCUAGUUGGAGGAUUGCUCUUCUCGUGGUCAUCUGGAUCCUUUAGCUUGAAAGGAAUGGCUGUUGUUCCAAAAAUAGAAAUCAUUCUAUUCAAUGGGUGAUUAUUUAAUAGGGUAAAUCUGUGUUUUAGGGAGUGGGCACCUUAAGGGUUGGGUGCUCUUGUAUUAGUAUUUCUCUCCUUCCCCCCUCUUUUUGCCCUUUGGCGUCAAUAAAAUCAGUAUCUUAAAAAAGAAGAAGAAGAAAGAUCCAAAGGUUGAGAUGACCAAAGCGCUACAAUCCAAGAAGGUAGACGUGGAAGUCCAUUGGUGGAUGUAUGGAUUAGUUGAUGGAACAAAUGACGAUCACUUUAUGUUGACAGAAAGGGAGGAUGUCAUUAAAGUUGAGAUGGAUGCAUUUAUCCCAAUGGCAAUCUGCUUAUGCAGAUCAAAAGCUUGCAAUGGGAGGGAUGAUGAUGCAAAAUCAGGAAGCCAAUCAUGAUUGGAGAAAACACAGUCACCAAUCUAGCAUCAGAGGCAAGUCACUAUCAAAGCAGCAAUGCAAACCUCGAGGAUAUUAACAGUGAAGGAACAACAGAGGAAGUAUCAUGCUCUACCGAUCCAACUGGUGAAAUAAGUGUAUUUUACUUAUACAUGAAAACUAUCGAAAGGGCUCAUAUGCCAAACAAAUUAUGGGAAAGAGUUAAGUUGCCUAGAAACUAUGAGAAGGCACUUGAAAUCAUUGACAAACAUCUGAUGUACUGGCCUAAAUUUCUCAUACACAAAACUAAGCAACGUCUCACCAAAAUGACUCAGUAUCGUAUCCGCAUGAGGAAGCUCGAAUUGAAAGUGAGGGAAAAGAUAAUGACGAUGCCUAGAAAAGAGAAAAAGAGAGAGGCCAGAAGAGAACAAAAGGCUGAAAAAGCUGCAAUUUUGGACAAGAGUAUCGAAAAAGAAUUGUUAGAACGCCUAAAGAGAGGAGUGUAUGGCGAUAUAUAUAAUUAUCCUGUUAAAGAGUACAAUAAGGUCCUUAAAAUGGAAGGACUACAGGCAGAUGCUGCUGAAGAAGAAGACGAGGAGGAACCUGAAAUAGAGUAUGUAGAAGGCUAUGAUGAACUCGAAGAGGAAGAGGACAUGGAAGAUUUUGGUGGCUUUGAGAUGGAUCAGUCUCUUAAAGGUGACGGCUUUGGUGGUAUGGAUGAAGAUGGAGAAAAGAUGGAUGCAGUUGAUCAAACCAAUGUUAAGAGGCUGCGAAAGGGUUCUGGCUCUGGUCUAGGGAAGUUUGACAGUGAGGAUCUCAAUUCAAAACUGAAAAAGAAGGCAAGGGUUCUUGUUGAGGUUGAGCAUGAAGACACUGGCGAGAGACGAGAAGCCUUACAGUGAGGAGUUCAUGCACGAAAUUUGCAUUCAACUAGAUUAUCUCAGCAUGUCAGUUUCUUCUCCACUCUUUCAUUAGGUGGGUUUACAAUACAAGUUCCAGCCUUAAGAGAAUCAUAGCAGCAGCAAAGAACUGCUAUUUAUAGUCGUCUUCAUCUCUUCAAAGAUGACUGUUGAGUUUGAAACACAUCUAUGUAUUGUAUUGAGUUUCAAAAUCUGCGAGAGGUUGGUAUUAGAAUUUUUGGCUGUGUAGACAGUCAAUUUUCUUUAGUAAAAUGGUUUAUGGAGAUUUUUGGUUGUUA
Magnolia sinica is the source of this 2259-nucleotide messenger RNA. RefSeq lists its product as uncharacterized. The record is from RefSeq and is a predicted model, not a curated record. NCBI's taxonomy places the organism in Eukaryota, Viridiplantae, Streptophyta, Magnoliopsida, Magnoliales, Magnoliaceae. The coding region runs from base 1079 to 1963 and encodes 294 amino acids. The transcript has 8 exons. Gene Ontology annotation, biological process: maturation of LSU-rRNA; maturation of 5.8S rRNA. Gene Ontology annotation, cellular component: preribosome, large subunit precursor; nucleolus.